Messenger RNA from Didymosphaeria variabile, 957 nucleotides. RefSeq lists its product as uncharacterized. The coding region runs from base 1 to 957 and encodes 318 amino acids. NCBI's taxonomy places the organism in Eukaryota, Fungi, Ascomycota, Dothideomycetes, Pleosporales, Didymosphaeriaceae. The transcript has 3 exons. Gene Ontology annotation, cellular component: plasma membrane; fungal-type vacuole. The record is from RefSeq and is a predicted model, not a curated record.
AUGUCAGAUGCCGACACCUGUACGGCGGUUGGCCCCGGCUGCCCUGUAGAAGAGACUCUAUAUGGUUACUACCCCAAUCUCGGAUGGAAUGCUUUCUUCGUUGGCUUCUUCGGUCUCUGCUGCAUCAUCAACCUGGCACUGGGCAUUCGAUACAGGACAUGGACAUACAUGAUUGCACUAUGCCUAGGCUGCGCUGCGGAAGCCGCAGGCUACUACGGCCGUGUGAUGAUGAAUCACAACCCCUACGACUCCAUCGGCUUCCAGAUCCAAAUCUGCCUGCUCAUCAUCUCUCCCGCCUUCAUCUCCGCUGGCAUCUACCUCACCCUCAAGCACUUCGCCCUUACAUUCGGAGAAUCCUGGUCGCGCCUUCGCCCCGCUUGGUACACUUAUAUCUUCAUCUCAGGUGAUAUCAUAUCCCUUGUAUUGCAGGGCGCAGGUGGCGGUCUAGCCGCCACGGCGGACAAUGGCUCAAGCACCCAGGAUCUCGGUACAAACCUCAUGAUUGCUGGUGUCGUCUUCCAGGUUGUCAUCCUGUCUAUCUUCGGGUACCUUCUCACCGAGUACUCGCUCAGGACUUACCGUCGCCGCGGUCAGCUCUCCGUGGCGGCGACCGAAAUCCUGCGCAGCUUGAAGUUCCGCUUGUUCGCAGGAGGAGUGAUGGUCGCUUACCUCGCGAUCUACACUCGAUGCGUGUACCGUAUCCCAGAGCUUACAGGAGGCUGGGGUAGCGAGCUUAUGAGGAAUGAGCCUGAGUUCAUUGCGCUCGAGGGUGUGAUGAUUACGCUUGCUGUCCUAAUGCUGACACUGUUCCAUCCGGGCAUCUGCUUCCCUGUCCUUGGUGCUAAGCAAGCUGAGAAGUAUGCGGCGUUGAACCGUAAAGAUCUUGAUGCUGAGAGCUCGGUGGAGAUGCUCCCGCAGGGGACGGCUUACGAGCCGUAUGCUCACCGCAGCGUUUAG